This is a messenger RNA of Aspergillus neoniger CBS 115656, 849 nucleotides long. RefSeq names its product translation initiation factor eIF1. NCBI's taxonomy places the organism in Eukaryota, Fungi, Ascomycota, Eurotiomycetes, Eurotiales, Aspergillaceae. The transcript is spliced from 4 exons. The record is from RefSeq and is a predicted model, not a curated record. Gene Ontology annotation, biological process: translational initiation. Gene Ontology annotation, cellular component: eukaryotic 43S preinitiation complex. Bases 266 to 610 code for a protein of 114 amino acids. Gene Ontology annotation, molecular function: ribosomal small subunit binding; translation initiation factor activity; RNA binding.
CGCGCUGGAAGGGGAAAGAGGGCUUAGUCACGGGCACACCGCCUUCCCCCACAAGGGCGCUAAGGCAACGCCGCGCCCCUCAAAAGGCUCUUCUGUUCUUCUUCCUGUUUCCUUCCCGACACCACCUCAUCCACUUUUGAACCUCCAACUCCAAGUCUCCCAAGACUCUACGAUCACUUCGAUUUCCACAGAGAUCUAAUUCUCUCCCCUCGCUCACUUCCUAUACACCGCUUUUAAGGGCCGUUUACGACGAAAGGCCGAGUUUAUGUCCAUCGAAAACCUUAAGACCUUCGACCCCUUCGCCGAAGCUGACGAAGACACCGGCGAGACUAAACAGUCUCAAAAUUACAUCCAUAUACGGAUUCAACAGCGCAAUGGUCGUAAGACCUUGACUACCGUCCAGGGUCUUCCUAAGAAGUUCGAUCAGAAGAAGAUCUUGAAGGUCAUCAAGAAGAAGUUCGCCUGCAAUGGCACCAUCGUCAACGACACCGAGAUGGGAGAGGUGAUUCAGCUGCAGGGAGAUCAGCGUAAAGAUGUUCAGGAGUUCUUGACCGACAAGAAGGAGGGUCUCGAGCUGGACGCCAAGACCAUCAAGGUCCACGGUUUCUAAGCCAGACGCCACGCCCCCGUUCCGGUCCCUUCUUCCCAGUCUACGUUUCCCUCAGAGCGGUGCGGCAGGGGACAGUAUGUGUCCACCUGCCCUCCUUCUGAUGUGGCAUUGCGGUCCCCGCCACUGCCACGAGGGUUGUUCGGUCUAAUAUAUUGUCUGCUGCUAUUACCGCUCUUUGCCCGGAAUACUGGACUUGGGCCUUUUGUCGAAUUGAUGCACUAUCAAGUUGGUCAUCUUUC